Messenger RNA from Brachypodium distachyon (stiff brome), 1426 nucleotides. Its product is annotated as GDSL esterase/lipase At4g10955. The coding region runs from base 125 to 1201 and encodes 358 amino acids. The transcript is spliced from 2 exons. NCBI's taxonomy places the organism in Eukaryota, Viridiplantae, Streptophyta, Magnoliopsida, Poales, Poaceae. The record is from RefSeq and is a predicted model, not a curated record.
AAAAAUUCCCGACGCACUUGCUGUGAUUCUCAACUUUGAACAAACUAUGCUUGCCGAUUGAAUCACAUAACAUCCGAAGUGCGAGCCGUUUUCGUCUGCGUGCUCUCGACUUGGCGAGGGAGCAAUGGCCAACAAGGCGGCGCCAGACCAGAAAGCCGGCGAGGCGGCAGCAAAUCCGUUGGAGUUCCAUGUGUAUGGCCCCCGAAGCCUGUCCUCCACGAGCUGGAGAGAUCUCCUUAGCUCAAGCUGGAAGAACUCCAGCUACCGGCGGAUGGUGAUCGCGUGCUUCAUCCAGGGGGCGUACCUGCUGGAGCUGGAUCGCCAGGAGAAUCGCGACGGGGGAACCGCCCUGGCGCCGCAGUGGUGGCGGCCCUUCAAGUACAGGCUCGCCAAGCCGCUCGUCGACGACCGCGACGGCUCCAUCUACGGCGCCGUCCUCGAGUGGGAUCACCAGGCCGCUCUGUCGGGCUUCGUCCCGUUCCGCCCCGCCCGCGCGCCGGCCGCCGUCGUGGUGCUGCGGGGCACGGUGCUCAGGGCGCCCACGGUCCGGCGCGACGUGGCGGACGACCUCCGGUUCCUGGCCUGGGAGAGCCUCAAGGGCUCCGUGCGCUUCCCGGGCGCCCUGGCGGCGCUGCGGGACGCGGCGCGCAGGUUCGGCGCGGGACACGUGUGCGUGGGCGGGCACUCGCUGGGCGCCGGGUUCGCGCUGCAGGUGGGCAGGGCGCUGGCCAAGGAAGGCGUGUGCGUGGAGUGCCACGUGUUCAACCCGCCGUCGGUGUCGCUGGCCAUGAGCCUCAGGGGCUUCGGCGAGCUGCUGGGCCGUGCGCGCGCGUGGAUUCCCUUCGUGGGCGGAUCCUCCCAGUCCCAGCAGGCUGCGGGGGACGCGGGCGGCGAGAGCGAGGCGAGGGCGGCGCUGGCGCAGACGGGGAUGGGGAAGUGGCUGCCGUACCUGUACAUCAACACCAACGACUACGUGUGCUGCUACUACACCGACACGGCCGGCGGGACGGCGACGGUGGCGACGGACGGCGGGGGCAAGGCAGGAGGAGGGGUGGCCACGAUGCUGGUGGUGUCCAAGGGGCCGAGCAAGUUCCUGGCGGCGCACGGGCUGGAGCAGUGGUGGGCUGACGAUGUCGAGAUGCAGGUGGCGCUCAACCACAGCAAGCUCAUCGGCCGCCAGCUCUGCUCGCUCUACGCCUAGGUUUAUUGUUGUUGUCGUGCCCGGCGGCGGGAGCAAGGAUUACUCCUAAUUUCGAAAACUUCUGAACAAAAUUCAUGAAUAACAUCUCGUUUUCUUUUGCAAUGAAUAGAGAGCAGAAAUUGGGGAAGAAUUUAAUGUUUAAAACGUUUGUGCUCCUCUGGAGUGCGUGCUCUUAUUCGUUUUGAGUCACCCCUACAAUUUUUUAGAAUGGAUGUGGUUAUUUCA